AGCCGGAAGCGGCGGCUGUCGGAGGAACCCGGUGAGCGAUCUGGUGCUGGCCGGCCGGGGGAUGGCUCCGGACGCGGUGCCGGAGCUGCGCGGCGGGUGGCCGUCGCGGUGGCUGCGGGCGCUGCUGCUGCUGCAGCUGCUGCGGUGGAGGUACGCCCUGGGCGCGCUCCCUUUCGGCAGCAGUCGGCACCCGGGCUUUGCGGACCUCCUGUCGGAGCAGCAGCUGCUGGAGGUGCAGGACUUGACCCUGUCUCUGCUGCAGGGCGGAGGUCUGGGGCCGCUGACGCUGCUACCCCCCGACCUGCCGGAUCUGGAGCCCGAGUGCCGGGAGAUGCUGAUGGACUUCGCCAAUAGCAGCUCCGAGCUGACCGGGUGUCUGGUGCGCAGCGCUCGGCCCGUGCGCCUCUGCCAGACCUGCUACCCGCUCUUCCAACAGGUCGCCAGCAAGAUGGACAACAUCAGCCGAACCUUUGGGAAUUCCUCAGAGAGCCCGAGCUGUGCCAGGAGUCUCCUGAUGGCGGACAGAAUGCAGAUAGUUGUGAUGGUCUCUGAGUUUUUCAACUCCACGUGGCAGGAGGCGAACUGUGCAAAUUGCUUAACCAACAGCGGCGAAGACUUGUCAAAUAACACAGAGUAUUUCCUCAGUCUGUUUAACAAGACUUUGGCCUGCUUUGAACAUAACCUUCAGGGGCGCACAUACAGUCUUCUCCCACCGAAAAAUUACUCUGAAGUGUGUAAAAACUGUAACGAUGCAUACAAAACUCUGAGCGCCCUGUAUAAUGAAAUGCAGAAAAUGAAUGGGCUUGAGAAUAAGGCUGAGCCCGGAACGCACUUGUGCAUUGAUGUGGAAGACGCAAUGAACAUCACUCGGAAGCUGUGGAGUCGAACCUUCAACUGCUCGGUCACCUGCAGCGACACAGUGUCUGUGGUGGCUGUCUCUGUGUUCAUCCUCUUCCUGCCCGUCGUCUUCUACCUUAGUAGCUUUCUCCACUCGGAGCAAAAGAAACGCAAGCUCAUUCUACCCAAACGUCUCAAGUCAAGUACCAGUUUCGCCAACAUUCAAGAAAAUGCCACCUGAAACCUGCAAAAUGGGGACUCGACCUCCCAUCGCGUGAGUCAGGAAGAAGAUGAACCAGGAUCUGACAAAUCACCUUCUUAUGAAAUGCCAGGGUUGCAGAUUUAUAAUUUAUUCUGAAUGACAGUUUUCAGAUUUCCCUUUCCUGUAUUUUUAAUUUCCAAGCAUAGCAGUGUUACGUAUUUUCAGGUAUGUGCAUAGAGUAACCUUUGAGGACUGUGUUUUCGCAGGCACACGACUGCUUACACUUCUGAUGUCUCCUCAUUGACACAAGUGAACAAACACAAGCAUUUAUGUAGUGGUCAUGGAUCGCUGACCUCGAGAUAGAAGUAGACUUGCCAAAUGGGAGCAGGCCCAAGGAUUAACUUAAAUGACUUCCCACUGCAGUAUUAUUGCUUAUGUACAUAUCUAAAUAUUUAAUAUAUCAUACAUUAAAAUAAUGUACUCUCUAGUUUCCCUUAAGUCAUUUUUGAAACCACUAAUUACAAACCUCCUUAACAAUUUUCAGAAGCGAUGAGCCACAUUAUACAUUUAUCUUUGUGAAAAGAUUUAUGGUAACGGGUUUUCUUACUUGACUUUUAUAAAUAGUAUUUUACAUCUUAUUUUUGCCUUUAUUUCCUAAGUAAUUUAAAAUCACUGGACUGCUUUAUUAGCUUCAGGACAAGAUGGAUUCAUUUUAUGCCGUGGAUUUGCAUUGUGAAUUUCACUAAAUUAUUUAGCAACUUACAACUUACUCUUUGAAUGAAAUGUAGCACAGGUGUGUCAUACUGUAUUUAAAUUGUGGUUUUUAAUGAAAAUUUCAUCUUGGAAUAUUUGGAGAGUUGGGGAGAGAUGAAGGAGGAAUACAGGAGCGUGAAGCUCAGGGAGCGGGCAGGGUCCUGAGUGGAUGCUCACGGAGAAAGGCCCCGCCUGGUUUAUACUGGAGGUGAACUGGAUGACAGACUCACUCAGGAAGCGCUUCAGCUAAGGCGAUAUCCCUCCAAUUAUGUAAAGGAUGAAAGGGACAUGACCGAAAUGAAUACACAUUUCCCUGUCAGAAAGCAAGGUCUACUUUGGAAUAUUUUCAGCAACCUUUAAAACAGUGUUUCAUUUCAGGAGCAUUCAGUUUUAUUUCUCAGGAUAUAAGAGCUGAUGAUUUUGUUGGUUAAUUCUUUGUUUCUCGGUAGGAACAGGCUUUGUUUUAAAGGUUGUAAAAGGUGUUUAAAGGUCCUCUGUCUGACUGCUUAAGGAAGUGUGAGUCCUUCACAGACUGUAGUACGCUCUGGAAGGAGACAGGAGUUGUUUCCUGUUUUUAAAUUUUUACCACACACGCAGAAUGUGAGAGCAGGCUGACCCUUGGGUGUGUGACAGUCAGAUGACCCUGUCCCAGCUCUUCCGGGCUGCUGUGAUCCGCUUAAAUGUGCUGACACUGUUCCUGCUGCUGUUACUAAGGUCACGCGGUUGAGGGCCGUUGAAAGCAGUCUUCAUUAAUGCAGAUAAAACCAGUUUACAUGUGCAAAGUUAGCAAAGUAACGUAUUUGAAUUGUGAGUAGUGAGUCCUGGAGCACCGUUCAAUACUGCUGUAUAAACCAUUGCUUUUGAAUAAAAAGCUAAUGAGCACUUUGACAAUUCAGCCUUUACUGUUUUUGUCCUAAGGUCUUUGCUCUCUAGAAGUUGCAUCAGAAAUAGAUUUGAAAAAUAUAUGUUAAGAGCUCUACUGAAGUGCAGAAGAACUUUGUAUUGUGGUCAUAUGAAAAAUGUACAUAGUUCUGAAUACUGAGCACAUAGGGUUAUGUGUAUGCACAAGAAAACCUUUUUUCUUAUGCUUUACAAUAAAGGAAAUAACAAGGAAA
Peromyscus eremicus (cactus mouse) is the source of this 2907-nucleotide messenger RNA. It is a transcript of the gene Ostm1, whose product is annotated as osteoclastogenesis associated transmembrane protein 1. Bases 62 to 1078 code for a protein of 338 amino acids. The transcript is spliced from 6 exons. Gene Ontology annotation, biological process: osteoclast differentiation. Gene Ontology annotation, cellular component: cytosol. NCBI's taxonomy places the organism in Eukaryota, Metazoa, Chordata, Mammalia, Rodentia, Cricetidae. The record is from RefSeq and is a predicted model, not a curated record.